AUGGCCGCCGCCGACACAAAAGAACUUGCUCAAACCUACACCGCCGUCAACAACACACAGUAUGACGCCGGCCUCUUCCUCCUGAAGCAGCUGGGGCUUGAACCUGGCAUGCGCGUCCUAGAUGUCGGAUGCGGACCCGGCAACAUCACAUCCUAUCUAGCCGACGUGGUUGGCGCAAGCGGCGAGGUGGUCGGUGUCGACCCCAGCGAAGAGCGCAUCGACUUGGCGCGGGCCAAAAUCACGACUCCUGGCGAAGACGGCGGGGUCGCUUCCAGUGGUGCAAGGCUCUCGUUUUACGUGGGCACGGCCGAAGACCUCUCCCGUUUCGCCACGGCAAGCUUCGACGCCGUCUACUGCAACUCGACGCUGCACUGGGUGCGGGACCAGCCGCUGGCGCUGCGGGAGUUUUCGCGCGUCCUCAAGCCUGGUGGCCGCCUUGGCGUCUCGGGACAGUCGGGCGACUUUGUCGCGGCGCACGAGGCGAUCGCCAAGACGGUGCUGAGCCGCGAGCCAUACAGCGCCUACGACCACAGCGUCGGGGCGCCGAGGUUUUUGAAAAAGGCCGAGAUGGAGUCGCUUCUCGACGCGGCCGCGUUUGGUAAACGCACCUUUACCAUCAAUCCAAUAUUCAAAUCGACGAAAAACGGCGACGAGAUGAUUUCGUGGUUGGAGAGCAGCUCCUCGGGCAAAACGUACGGGGGUAUCCCUGUGGACAUGCGGCCGCAGGCGCGCAAGGAAAUGCUGGCAGAAUGGGAUAAACUCACCACAGAGGAAGGACUUACGAUGCAGCUUGAUUUUACCGUAGUAGACCCUGCACGUCGUAUUGAGAUCCCCACGGAGGAGUUCGGCGGAGAGUUCUUCGGCGGGGCUAUAGCCGAUCUCAUGGAACCAAAGGGCACACCUUCUCCCACGGCCUCCUCCUUAGGGACCGACGACACCUGGAGCGCAGGUACUAUUGAUGUUUGGUGGGAAGAUGCAGAGCAAGAUGAUCCCGCGAACCCCCUAAACUGGCCCAGCAGGAAGAAAUGGGUCAACAUACUGACCAUCUCUGUGGUCGCCUUUCUUGUUCCUCUCGUAUCAUCAAUGCUGGCGCCAGGCAUCCCGGCCGUCAUGCAAGACUACCACACCGACUCCACGAUCUUUGCGACCUUUGCCGUGUCAAUCUUCGUGCUGGGCUUCGCGUGCGGGUCCCUGAUCCUCCCGCCGCUGAGCGAGAUGCACGGCCGCGUCGUCGUCUACCACGUCACCAAUGCACUCUUCCUGCUCUUCACCGCCGCAUGUGGCCUCGCGCGCGGAGAGGCCAUGCUGCUGGCAUUUCGGUUCCUGUCGGGCUUCGCUGGCGUAGCCUUCAUCACGAUCGGUUCGGGGACCAUUGCAGACCUCAUGCCGCGUGACCAGAGGGGCCGCGCCGUAUCCAUCUGGUCCGUCGGCACCAUCCUCGGCCCCAUGAUCGGGCCCAUUAUUGGCGGGUAUGUGUCUGAUGUCUUGGGAUGGCGGUGGAUGUUUUGGAUCAUGGCCAUUGUGGUCGGCGUGGUUUUAAUCAUUGCCUUGUUCGUCUUAAAGGAGACGUAUGCUCCAGUUAUUUUAGAGAGAAAAGCUGCAAAGCUGAGAAGGGAGACUGGAAAUUCCAACUACAGGUCCAGAUUGGCGUCUGAUCUGACCCCAAUGGACCUGUUCGCCAAAAGCAUCGUGCGGCCAACAAAAAUGCUACUCCUCCGCCCCAUCGUCACAAUCGUAUGCACCUACGUGGCCAUCCUCUACGGGACUCUCUAUCUCCUCUUCUCCACCUACUCCUUUGUAUUCAGCGAGGUAUACGGCUUUUCCAGCACAGGCACAGGUCUGGUGUUCCUGGCCGGCGGCAUCGGAACCUUGGCGGGGCUCCCGUACAUCGCCCACUUCAGCGACAGGAGCGUCAAAACUCGUGAUGUGGCGGGCGAGCCCGUUCCGGCGGAAGCUAGACUGACUCGAAUCAUCACAAUACCUGGGGCUUUGGCAUUUCCACUAGGCCUGUUCGUGUACGGGUGGACCGUCGAGAUGCGUGUCCAUUGGAUCGUUCCUCAGAUAGGCACCGCCAUCACUGGAUUCGGGUCCAUACUCAUCUUUGUCGCCAUGCAGACCUACCUGAUCGAUGCGUUCGAGGGCCACGCCGCCAGUGUUGUAGGUGCCAAUGCGGUGUUGCGAGGUCUCGCGGGUGCUUUGAUACCUAUUGGUGGGCUGAAUUUGUACGAGGCGCUGGGUUGGGGUUGGGGGAAUAGUCUGCUUGGGUUCUUAUCGCUCUUCUUUGCGCCUUUGCCUUGGAUCCUGCGUUCGUAUGGGGCACGAGUUCGGGACAUGAAGAGUAACAAGAUAGGUGUUUAAGGACUAAACUCUGAGUUGUUUAUGUACAGCAACGAUCAUUUCAUAAAGCCAUAGAAAAUCUUAUGUACAAAGCCAAAAUGUACCAGCGCUACAAAAAGACUGAUUCCCGAGAGUAUCAUCUGUCUACGUGAGGACUGGACUUGAAUAUUUUCCGGAAAGCAUCACAGCCUGCUCUCGUACCGCGCAACAGGCGGACUAAACUUUGCAACAAGCUCACCUCGCGACAAAGUAUCCAGCUUCAACUUUCUCAAAUUCCUCCCCGUCUCCAUAAAGUCCACCCCCGUCGACAUCUCAGCCAGCAGAAUAACCGCGGCGAUUGGCGAGGCAUCGAUGCCCAAAGCCUCCGCCAGCGCGCACCACGGCACCAGCAGAUCCGGCACGUCCUCUGAGAUGUUGCGAUGGGCGGCAAACUCUGCCGGGGCGCGCAGGCGGUUGUGCGGCGGCGACUGCUCCGCCAGGGUGACGAGGGUGGCAAAGUCCUGCUCAUAGCACGCGUUGGACACGUCCAGCGUGGACGGGACGAGCAGACCCAGGGCGGUUCCGAUGGCGACGCGCACGCCGUCGAUGGCCAGCAUGGCGCGCGCCACGGCGGGCGUCAGACCGUCGCGAUACAGCAGGAAAUCGCCGCCGGUGCUCUCGAUGCGGCCGGCGUUCAUCAGCAUCAUGAUGGGGUGGAAGACGCCGUUGAUGUUGGCCAGGCACGCCUCCACUACGUUGUGGCACCACUGCAGCGCCACGCCCGCCGGGAACAGGUCCUGCACUGCGUUGCGGAACUGCGUCGUUGCUGCGGCGUCUUGGUUGUGAUUGUUGUGCAGCGCCGCUAUCAUGACGCGCUUUUUGCGCCCCAGCACGUGGAGGCGACCACCGUUCAUCCGGCAUGAGUAGGGCGAUAGGUUGGUUUCUAGUAUGUUGCCAAAUUCCACGCUGACGUUUUUGAUAAAAGACAGGAGGUUUCCGGGGACGGCGAUGAGAGUGUGGUGGCGUAAGUCGUAUCCUUCCAUUUCUUGUAGGAUUGUCUCUUGGCCGGUGGACGGCACGGUAAGGAAUGCAACUGAGGAGAACUCGAGUGCUUCAGCCAUAUUUGUAGUUAUUGGGAUCCGUACAAAGCCUUCUAUGGCUCCGCUGAUUUCAAGUCCACCAUUUCUAACAACUGCGCUGGCCUGGCGCAUGUGAGUUGGAUGCGAGUAUAUCAGGACCUGCUUUCCUUGGCUGAUGAGGUCUGCGGCAAGGGCAAACCCUGCGGGCCCUGCACCGAAAAUACAUAUGUGUUGUUGUAAUUCCAUGUUUUUGUAAGAAUGAAAAGUUGAUAUUUGAGAUCGUGGAGUUGCUUUGUGGAAAUGUCUGAC
This is a messenger RNA of Pyricularia grisea, 3704 nucleotides long. RefSeq lists its product as uncharacterized. Gene Ontology annotation, biological process: transmembrane transport. The record is from RefSeq and is a predicted model, not a curated record. NCBI's taxonomy places the organism in Eukaryota, Fungi, Ascomycota, Sordariomycetes, Magnaporthales, Pyriculariaceae. Bases 1 to 2358 code for a protein of 785 amino acids. Gene Ontology annotation, molecular function: transmembrane transporter activity; S-adenosylmethionine-dependent methyltransferase activity. The transcript has 5 exons.